Messenger RNA from Fusarium tjaetaba, 825 nucleotides. RefSeq lists its product as uncharacterized. The coding region runs from base 1 to 825 and encodes 274 amino acids. The record is from RefSeq and is a predicted model, not a curated record. The transcript is spliced from 2 exons. Lineage: Eukaryota; Fungi; Ascomycota; Sordariomycetes; Hypocreales; Nectriaceae.
AUGGCGUCGCAUCCAGCUACUCCCUGCACUAUCGCAGGCUCCGGACAGGAUGCUAACGGUGACUCAGUUGAGUCUCUUCGCCAGCGCUUGCAUGAGGCCGAACAUACCAUCACCGGGUUGAAAGCCGAGCAGAAAGCGACGCAAGACUUCUUUGUUGCCCAGAAUGCGGAGCUCAAGAAGGAGAACAACCAGCUGCGGGAAGACAUGACCGCGCUUCGAUGUCAGCUGGCUGGAACCGCUAGCAAUGAAGCCACUCCAGGUGCCAGCGCGACAAUGAGCUCACAGGACUUGAGGAAACUGCAAGGAAUUAUCCAGGAAGUGAGACGACACGGCAGCGAGCUUCAUCAGAAAGCACGAGAACUUCGCGACUCUGUACUUCUCAAGCAAGAGGAGUUUAGUCGAAAGCGACGCCGCACGGAUUCAGACACCGACAAAAAGGAAGAAGAAAAUCCGGCAAUGCAAUUUGUCCAAUCUUGCAAACAAUACAACAACCAGACAAUCCGUUGCUCCAUUACCUUUUGCGGCGCACUCAAACCCUUCAUCGAAGACCUAAGUCGUGCACAAGAAUCACAAUCGUCAUUGUCUCACGAAAAGAUACGACGAAAUCUGGCAGACUUUGUUUACUCCGGAACUAAAUCUGGAUGGCAUUGUCUUCGAGAGGUCUGUGAGAAAGGCAAGCUCUCCGAUGAGAUCAAAAACCUUUCCGCUUGCCCGCUCCAUGGCCCCUAUUGCGAGUUUCUUAUCUUGAAGCACUUGAGCAAUAAGGGUAACUUCAGUUUCGCAUCAUUCAGUGACAUCGAAAAUUCCACGAACAAAAUCGCCUAG